CAAAGAUCAUUCAGUCUUUGACUAAGCAGCGACGUUGUCGCAACCAAGUGAUCGAGGAGCGUGGAGAUCGGUGUCGGUGUCGGUUUCGGUUUCGGUUUCCGUUUCGAGUUCUGGCUCGGUAUCGGCCCAGCGAAGGAAUCGCUUCGGUUCGCUUUGGUUCUGUUACAAUUUUUUUUUUAUAAUCGUAAUUAUUUCCAAGAUCGCUGGUAGAGCAUUAUGCCAUGCAACGGAUACGGAUGCGCUUUUCGAUUAUAAGCCAUCAUCAUCAUCAUCAUAAUCCUCAUCAUCCUCAUCGUCAACAAUAGUAACAGCGAGAACAGCCGAGUGUCAGUGCAAAAGUGCGAUGUCUGGAUGGUGAUUAGAUUUUUUUUUUCUAUUGUUUUCGUAAAAGCCAGCGAUUGCGAUUGGAGGUGGUGCAGGGAGUCCGGCAUCGAAUGCCAACCAGAGCUUUAAAUAACUGCAACACUCAAACAAUGUGCAAUAUGUAUUUAAUGUAUGAAUGUGUAUAUUUCAUAGCAGAGUCAUGAAGAAUCGGAUUGUUUUGAAAAUUAUUUGAAAGUGCUGAAUUGAAUGAAUAUUCAAGUGAUAGGCCACCCCCAUUAGUCAUGCAAUGCAAUUGAAAAUGCCAGAAGCUACAAGUCGUCUGGCCUAGCCUGCAAGGAAAUCUAAUUUAUUGGAUCUAAAACUGUAACUCUCUAAACCGCGCCUGAUGGUAAUGGCCGUGAUCCUGUUGCUGGCCCUGGCACUUGUACUAGGCUGCUAUUGCGCAAUCCACAGGCACAAGAUCGGAGCGACCUAUCUUAAGCCGCUGCUGAAGAACACGCCGCUGGAGGACUGCUACCAUGCCACGCCCGUCGUGCCGGAACAGCAGAAGAGCCGCCGGCGUCGUAGCAUCUGGGACAUACCAGGUCCUCAGCGCAUACCCUUCCUCGGAACCAAAUGGAUAUUCUUUGUGUUCUUUCGCCGCUACAAGAUGACCAAGCUGCACGAGGUCUACGCAGAUCUCAACAGAAGAUACGGGGACAUAGUGCUGGAGGUGAUGCCCUCGAAUGUGCCGAUCGUUCAUCUCUACAAGCGCGAGGACCUGGAAAAGGUGCUCAAGUACCCCAGCAAGUAUCCCUUCCGGCCGCCCACGGAGAUCAUUGUAAUGUACCGGCAGUCGCGACCGGAUCGGUAUGCUAGCGUGGGCAUCGUCAACGAGCAGGGUCCUAUGUGGCAGCUACUCCGGACAUCGCUCACGUCCAGCAUCACUUCACCCCGGGUCCUGCAAAACUUCCUGCCUGCCCUGAACGCCGUCUGCGAUGAUUUCAUCGACCUGCUGAGAGCCAGGCGCGAUCCAGAUACCCUCGUCGUACCAAACUUUGAGGAGCUGGCCAAUCUGAUGGGGCUGGAGGCAGUCUGCACCCUGAUGCUGGGUCGGCGCAUGGGCUUCCUGGCCGCCGAUGCCAAGCAGCCGCAAAAGAUCAGUCAGCUGGCGGCGGCCGUCAAGCAGCUGUUCAUUUCCCAGAGGGACUCCUACUACGGGCUGGGUCUGUGGAAGUACUUUCCCACGAAGACGUACCGGGACUUUGCGCGGGCCGAGGACUUGAUCUAUGAUGUCAUCUCCGAGAUCAUCGACAAUGAGUUGGAGGAGCACAAGAAGUCGGCUGAAUGCGAUGACGAAGGUGCCUCUGGCCUGCGCAGUGUCUUUCUCAAUAUCCUCGACCUCAAGGAUCUGGAUAUCAGAGACAAGAAGUCGGCUAUUAUUGACUUCAUAGCUGCUGGCAUUGAAACGUUAGCCAACACUUUAUUGUUUGUCCUGAGCUCGGUGACGGAAGAACCUUCGGCCAUGACUCGGAUUCUAAGCGAGUUCUGUGAGUAUCGGGAUACGAACAUCCUGCAGGAUGCCCUUACAAACGCCACCUUUACGAAGGCCUGCAUACAGGAGUCCUACAGACUAAGACCCACCGCCUUCUGUCUAGCCCGGAUACUAGAGGAGGAUAUGGAGCUAUCGGGAUACUCUCUCAAUGCUGGGACUGUAGUUCUCUGCCAAAACAUGAUAGCCUGCCACAAGGACAGCAACUUUCAAGAGGCAAAACAGUUCUCCCCCGAGCGUUGGAUUGAUCCAGUCACGGAAAACUUUACCGUGAAUGUGGAUAGUGCCAGCAUUGUGGUCCCUUUCGGGGUAGGCCGACGGACCUGUCCGGGAAAACGCUUCGUGGAAAUGGAGGUGGUGCUGCUACUCGCAAAGCUGGUAGUGGCAUUUGAUGUGAGCUUUGUGAAGCCGCUGGAAACGGAGUUCGAGUUUCUGCUGGCCCCAAAAACGCCGCUAAGUCUGAAGCUCAGAGAUCGUGCUAUCUGAUCGUGGAUCAAAUACAUGCAAAUUAAGUUAAGAACUGAACCAUUAAGUAAAACUAAUGAAAACUACGAUAUAGAUCAGCCAGAAUCAGCAGCCUAGUCUUGUGAAGUAAUUAAAAAUACGUAUAGAUAAGAAAUUUACAUAAAUUUUGCUGACUGGAGGUACUGAUGUAGAUAACUAUAUUAUUUGAGCCUUUUCUGUACAUAGAUCGUGUUGGAUUUGUUGUUGUAACUUAAUUAUAGUCGCCUAGCUAGUUAACUCUUCUUCUUGUAGUUAUUGUUAGUUAGUUAGCAUAUAAGUAGCGGCAAUUGUUUUUGUGCGUUCUGUAACGGAAAGACUGUGUUGUAAGUUUUGUUUUUUUUUUUUUUUGCCUGUCGUGUAUAUAGCAUUUCCGACUAUUACUCCUCAUUGUAUUUAUUCAAGUGUUCUAUUGCCUUAGUUCGUACUUCAUCUCUGUGUCUGUGCAUAAUUUUUUUGUUCAUCAAAGGAUCCAUUCAAAUUUAGUGAAAUGAAAUAAAACAAGAAAACAAAA
Messenger RNA from Drosophila pseudoobscura, 2870 nucleotides. RefSeq names its product cytochrome P450 family 24 subfamily A member shade (gene shd). The transcript is spliced from 7 exons. Gene Ontology annotation, molecular function: iron ion binding; oxidoreductase activity, acting on paired donors, with incorporation or reduction of molecular oxygen; heme binding. The coding region runs from base 710 to 2341 and encodes 543 amino acids. NCBI's taxonomy places the organism in Eukaryota, Metazoa, Arthropoda, Insecta, Diptera, Drosophilidae. The record is from RefSeq and is a predicted model, not a curated record.